This is a messenger RNA of Coffea eugenioides, 2774 nucleotides long. Its product is annotated as protein ACCUMULATION AND REPLICATION OF CHLOROPLASTS 6, chloroplastic. Bases 64 to 2511 code for a protein of 815 amino acids. The transcript is spliced from 6 exons. The record is from RefSeq and is a predicted model, not a curated record. Gene Ontology annotation, cellular component: chloroplast inner membrane. Gene Ontology annotation, biological process: chloroplast fission. NCBI's taxonomy places the organism in Eukaryota, Viridiplantae, Streptophyta, Magnoliopsida, Gentianales, Rubiaceae.
AAAAAACUGGCAAUUAGCUGACCGAAGAUAUAUUUUGUAAAUUCUCUAAAACCUCCGAAACAAAUGGAAGUUUUGAGACACCUCAACAUUGGCAUCUGUACUCCGUCGCUGUUAUCACCACCACCACCACCACUGCCGCCGCUACUGAUCACCAGAAAGCUCCCAAAACCCAACGCUGUCAGCGGCAGCGCUAGCAGCAGCAGCAUCCCAAACAGCUUCUCCUCCGCCACCAGUAAAUGGGCCGAACGACUUUUCGCCGACUUCCAAUUUCUCCCUUCCACCAACGUCACUGCCGACCAUUCCGACGACAAUUCCGCCACCGCCACUCUCGCUCCUCCAUUUACUACUCCUACACUGGCCCCAACCGAGCGCUCCGUAGAAAUGCCCAUUGAUUUUUACAGAAUUCUCGGCGCUGAGGCUCAUUUCCUCGGCGAUGGAAUCAGAAGAGCUUACGAAGUUAAGGCUUCCAGACCGCCGCAGUAUGGUUACAGCCAAGAUGCUUUAGUCAGCCGACGGAUGAUCCUUCAAGCUGCUUGUGAAACCCUAGCAAAUGCUAGCUCUCGAAGAGAGUAUAAUCAGGGGCUUGCGGAUGAUGAAUUUGGUACUAUUAUCACUCAAGUACCUUGGGAUAAGGUUCCGGGAGCAUUGAGUGUGUUGCAAGAAGCAGGGGAGACUGAAGUAGUACUUAAAAUUGGGGAGAACUUGUUGAAAGAAAGGUUGCCGAAGUCAUUCAAGCAAGAUGUCUUAUUGGCAAUGGCACUUGCUUAUGUCGACUUUUCAAGGGAUGCUAUGGCUCUGUCACCUCCAGAUUUUAUUACAGGUUGUGAACUCCUUGAGAGGGCAUUGAAGUUGUUGCAGGAAGAAGGAGCAAGUAGUCUUGCACAAGAUUUGCAAGCACAGAUUGAUGAGACGUUGGAAGAAAUAAGCCCGCGAUAUGUUCUUGAACUCCUGGCUUUACCCCUUGGUGAGGACUUUUGCACAAAAAGGGCGGAGGGUCUACAAGGUGUGCGCAAUAUUUUAUGGGCUGUUGGAGGAGGAGGUGCUGCUGCCAUUUCUGGGGGGUUUACUCGUGAAGGUUUUAUGAAUGAGGCGUUCCUGCGUAUGACAGCAGCAGAACAGGUUGAUCUAUUUGUUGCCACACCAAAUAAUAUUGCACCAGAAAAUUUUGAAGUCUAUGGAGUGGCACUUGCACUUGUUGCUCUGGCUUUUGUGGGUAAGAAACCUCAUUUGAUCCAGGAUGCUAACAACCUUUUUCAGCAACUUCAACAGACCAAGGUUACUGCUCUUGCAAAUUCCAUGACCGUCUAUACUGUUAGGGAGAACCGCGAAAUAGACUUUGCAUUGGAAAGGGGUCUCUGUGCACUUCUUGUAGGAGAAAUUGAUGAAUGUCGCAUGUGGUUAGGAUUGGAUUCUGAGAGCUCUCCUUAUAGAGAUCCAUCCAUAGUUAACUUUGUCCUUGAACACUCCAAAGAUGACCAGGAAAAUGAUGUUCUUCCUGGGCUUUGUAAGCUGUUGGAAACAUGGCUGAUGGAGGUGGUAUUUCCCAGGUUUAGGGAGACCCAGCAUAUAAAAUUCAAGCUAGGAGACUAUUAUGAUGAUUCAACGGUCUUGAGGUAUUUAGAGAGGUUGGAGGGACGUGGUCGUUCACCAUUGGCUGCUGCAGCAGCCAUAGCAAAACUGGGGGCUGAAGCUACUGCUGUGCUUGAUAGUGUAAAGUUUAGUGCAAUUCAAGCACUGCAGAAGGUGUUCCCUCUUGGUCCAAGUGACAGGAGUGUGAAAACUGAUGAGGAAUUCGAGAUAAAAAAUUCUGAAGUUGCCGGAGAAAGUGAGGAGCCUACAAGACCUAACAAUUGGGAUGAUUCCUCCAAUACUGGAGUAUUACCUGAUAGACAAGAAUAUGAUGAACUACAUGAACAGGAGCAGAUAACUGAGGAAAUAAAAGAGACAAUCGUGAAGAUUAUGUGUGCUGGAGUAGCUGUUGGUUUGCUUGCUCUGUUUGGGUUGAAGUUCAUUCCAAGUAGACAUGGCAUGUCAACUCUGCGCAAAGAUGCUGGUUCAGCUAUUGAAUCUGACGUCAUCAAUGUGGGGGCAUCAGUAGAUGAAAAGGACGUAAAAAUACCUAGGAUGGAUGCCAGGUUGGCUGAAAAUCUAGUUCGCAAGUGGCAAAAUAUCAAGUCCGAAGCUCUUGGACCUGAUCAUUGUCUUGAAAAAUUGUCAGAGGUUCUGGAUGGGCAAAUGCUGAAAAUUUGGACAGACCGUGGAGCAGAGAUUGCGCAACACGGUUGGUUUUGGCAACACAUGCUAUUGAACCUUAACAUUGACAGUGUAACAGUUUCUGUUGAUGGUCAGCGUGCAAUUGUGGAAGCCACUCUUGAGGAGUCAGCUCAGCUCACUGAUGUGGUCCAUCCAGAACACAAUGAUUCUUAUAAUUCUAUUUACACAACAAGGUAUGAAAUGUCAUGUACAAAAUCAGGCUGGAAAAUCACAGAAGGAGCUGUCCUAAAAGCAUGAUUUGGAAUCUGUAUAGUGAUGAAUUCUUUAAUGUAAAUGUUGCUGAACUCAUGGAGUUGAAUUAGUUCUCUGUUUUUGGUGGAUUGAGUAUUAAAGUUUUGCCACUAUUGUUGAUUCUUUUGCUGGCUCAACACAAAUAUUCGGUAAUAAGCAUAGAACGAAUGUUGCUUAUAACUCUUUGUAUUUGGAAACUGCUGACAUGUUGGCUUUUGGCUGAGCUGUAGUAGAAAGAAUCUCCCUGAAUGAUAUGGACUUUAUCUUAA